AGGCGAGGACGGGUUCCAGCCUGGCAAUAUCCUAUUGGUGCAGGUGAAACACUUCAUGACGUAUGCGUCCAUCUCAGCGCGCCCCUCGCCGCGCCUCAACCUCAUCGUGGGGCCCAACGGCUCCGGCAAGAGCUCGCUCGUCUGCGCUAUCGGGCUGGGGCUGGGCGGAGAACCCAAGAUGCUGGGACGGGCGGCGCACGUGGGGGAGUUUGUGCAGCGGGGGGAGCGCAGUGCGGAGAUCAGCAUCGUGCUGCGGGGGGACGUGGCGGGGGAAGAGGUGCACGUCACCCGCAAGAUCUCCAUCGAGAAUCGCACUGACUGGCUGCUCAACGGGCAUGGAGUGCGGCGGGAUCAGGUGCAGGAGUGCAUGAAGCGCUUCAACAUCCAGAUCUCUAACCUCACACAGUUCCUCCCACAGGACCGGGUGUGUGCGUUCGCGGGCAUGUCGCCCAUACAGCUGCUGGAGGAGACGCAAAGGGCAGUGGGCGACCCACAGCUCUCCCAGCAGCACGCCUUCCUCAAAGACCAGCAGGACGCCCUCGCCACCCUGCACGCGACGUUGGUGUCACACGAGGAGCAGCUGGGCAAGCUGCAGGUGGCGAACGCGCAGGUGGAGGUGGAUGUGGAGAAGGUGCAACGCAGGGAGGCCAUUCUCAAGGAGGUAGCGCUGAUGAAGAAGAAGGUGCCAUGGCUCAAGUACGAGCGGGUGAAGUGGCGCGUGAGGGAGAUGGAGGUAGCGGUGGAGGCGAUGCACAAAGAGAGGGAUGACCUGCAGACACAAGUCAUGGCCGCCCGGGACCCCCUUGUAGCGUUGAAGGAGAGUCGAGGGGGGUUUGCAUCGCUGGUGGCGAAGAUAGGGCGCGAGAACGAGGCGAGGGAGAGGAAGCUGCGGGAACUGGCAGAGGAGAGUGACCAGCUGGUGCAGCAGGCGGUGGAGAGGCAUCGCGACGUGCUGGAGGCGAAGAAGAAGGCGGAGAGUCGCGAGCAGCGGCUGGCCAAGGCACUGGCCGACCUGCAGCAGCUGGAGGCGCAGCUCGCCGCCCUGCCGGAAGUCAAACCGCCCAAGGCCGCCGUGGAUCCUUUGGCAAAACGUGGGAGGGAGUUGCGGAUGCAGGCGGGGGAGAAAGAGCGAGAGGGGCGGCAGCUGGAGCAGCAGAUGAGUGUGCUGAGGGAGCAGAUGGGACGCGUUGAGAGACGCAUAAACGAAGUGGCCAACAGUCGCAACCGGCGCAUAGAGCGGGCGGGUGACAGGGAGCUGAAGCAGGCGUGUGAGUGGCUCGACCACAACCGCGCUCAGUGCAAGGGGGCCGUCUACGGACCCAUCCUCGCUGAGGUGAACGUUAUCGACCCCGAUGCGCAUGCUGCCUGCCUAGAGCAGCACGUGCCUGUGUGGGUGUGGAAGGCCUUUGUGACAACAGUACCGGAGGACCGGGAUUUCCUGGUGCGCCACUUAAAGCCCCUCGGUUUGGCGGUGGUCAACGAGAGCAGUCGCCCUGAGGAGCUGGGUCCUCCUGCACAUGCCAUGGCCGUGGAUGCACAUCUGCAGCGCCUAGGUGUCACGCACCGAUUGGACGAGGUGUUCAACGCGGCCCCAGUGGUGCGCAGUGUGCUCAACCAGCAGUCGCAGCUCUUCCGCUCCUUCGUUGGAUCGGCAGAGGCGGAUAGGAACGCGGAGGCGAUACAGGAGAGGGGAGUGGAGGACCUGUGGACGCCGGAGAGCCACUACCGCUGGCUGCGCUCGCGCUACAACGGCUCCCUCUCCAUCAAUGCACACGGCGUGCGCCCCUCCCGCUUCUUCUCCCAAGAGUCGGGGUUGCAGGAGGAGCAGCUGCAGGCAGAGAGGGAGCGCAUUGAUGCGAGGGGCAUGGCGCUGCAGGAGAGGGCGAACUCUGUGCGGCGGGAGCAGCGCGCUCUUGAAGCUGAGGCCGCACAAUGCGAGAGAAAGCGGGAUGAGAUUGUGAACGAGUACCAUGGGCAGAAGAAGCAGCGCACCGACCUGCAGAACCGCAUUGUGCAGAAGCGCGAGCUGGUGGCACAAUCGCGGCAGAGCGAGGACAUGGAGGAGGUUGAGAGGAGGGCGCGGGCAGACAUUGCUCUCAGCAUGGAGCGACAGCUGAGCAAUGCCAAGAAGACACACAAGCACCUGCUGAGCCUGUGGCAGGAGAAGCGGCGCCUCUCCUCCCUGCAACUUGCUGUGGACGAGCUCUCCUUCCUGGUGCGCGAGCGCGAGGGCGAGUUCAAGGACCUGGACGAGCAGCUGCUGAAGCUGCAGCAGGAGGUGAUGCGUGAGGAGGAUCGGGUGGCGGCAGCGAAGCAGGAGGCAGCAGCGGCACUGGAGGCGGCGAGAGGGGUGGUGGACCUGAGGAGGGAUGAGGAGGCCAAGAGGCUGUUUGAAACGCUGCCCGACUCGCUGGAGGAGCUACAGGAAGAGGUGGAGGAGCGCAUAGGGCAGGCGAACCGCAUCGUGUGCCCCAACCCCCACGUGCUGCAGCAGUUCCAAGAACGGCAGGAGCAGAUCCGCACUAUGCAGGGCAAGGUGGAGAGUGAGAGGCAGCAGCUGGAGGAGCUCCGGGCAGAAGUGGAGCGCGUGCAGGGUCUCUGGCUGCCGCGUCUCCGCUCGCUGAUCGUUCGCAUCAAUGAGGCCUUCUCCAGAAACUUCCAGGAAAUGGCCGUUGCUGGGGAGGUGGCUCUAGAUGAAAGGGGGGCUGACUUUCGAUCGUAUGGCAUUCGAAUCCGAGUCAAGUUCAGAGAGAGUGCAGAGCUGCAGGACCUGAGUGCACACCACCAGUCGGGAGGGGAGCGCUCAGUGUCAACGAUCCUGUACCUGGUGUCGCUGCAGGACUUAACGCGGUGUCCGUUCCGAGUGGUGGAUGAGAUCAACCAGGGCAUGGAUCCCACCAACGAGCGCAACAUGUUCCAGCAGCUCGUGCGCGCCGCCACCCACGACCACACGCCGCAGUGCUUCCUGCUGACGCCAAAGCUGCUGCCAGACUUGGACUAUGGCGAGUCAUGCACGGUGCACUGUGUCAUGAAUGGCGUGCAUGCCGCUUCCCUUGCCUCCACUGCUGGUGAGUGCCGUGAGGACUGGUGGCCUGCUGACUUGAGCUGA
This is a messenger RNA of Closterium sp. Naga37s-1, 3109 nucleotides long. Lineage: Eukaryota; Viridiplantae; Streptophyta; Zygnematophyceae; Desmidiales; Closteriaceae. The record is from the annotation of a GenBank genome assembly.